Kazachstania africana CBS 2517 is the source of this 321-nucleotide messenger RNA. RefSeq names its product ribosomal protein P1 beta (gene RPP1B). The transcript has 2 exons. The record is from RefSeq and is a predicted model, not a curated record. NCBI's taxonomy places the organism in Eukaryota, Fungi, Ascomycota, Saccharomycetes, Saccharomycetales, Saccharomycetaceae. Gene Ontology annotation, cellular component: cytosolic large ribosomal subunit; ribosome. Gene Ontology annotation, biological process: cytoplasmic translation; translational elongation. Gene Ontology annotation, molecular function: ribonucleoprotein complex binding; structural constituent of ribosome; protein kinase activator activity. The coding region runs from base 1 to 321 and encodes 106 amino acids.
AUGUCUGACGCUAUCAUCUCUUACGCUGCUUUUAUCUUAGCUGAUGCCGGUUUAGAAGUCACCGCUGACAACUUAUUAGCUGUCACCAAGGCUGCUGGUGCCUCCGUUGACAACGUCUGGGCUGAUGUUUACGCUAAGGCUUUAGAAGGUAAGGACUUAAAGGAAAUCUUAUCUGGUUUCCACAACGCUGGUCCAGUCGCCUCUGCUGGUGCCGCUGGUGCCGCUGCCUCCGGUGCUGCUGCCGGUGAAGCUGCUGAAGAAGCUGCUGAAGAAGAAGAAGAAGAAUCCGACGCUGACAUGGGUUUCGGUUUAUUCGAUUAA